UUUGCUGGCUUGUUUCUACCCUGCCACCAAGCUCGUCGAUGCAAUUGGUCUCGAUUCUCGAUCAUCAACAAGUACCAACUGAAUUCAGAACAUACAUGCAUUCACUUACUGAGGACUGCAGCCAGCUUGUAGUACAUUUCGACCUUGUUAUCUAGCUAGCUAGUGAUCUCGGGCCUUUGAAUGUCCCUUUGGCGUGGUGAUUUCCUUAUCGUAUUUCUUACAAGAAAAGCUAGCUAGGAAAGGGUAUCUUCGCCAUCCCGCACGACAAUCAAUCAAUCAAUCAAUCAAUCAACCACCAUGAGCGAAGAACAGCAACACAAAAAAGUCUGGAACGAGGAUUUGGUUCGCGCCUUGCGAGCACGGCACCAGCAAGCUUGGCAGCAGCAAAAACAAUCGCAACAUCAAUGGAGACAAGGCGCCGAAGCGGUGGAAAAGAUUCGAAAGGAUAUUCGCCUUACCAAAACGGGAAAGAUCUUCAACCUGGAUGCCAAGCUGCUCACCAAGACUGUGUACGAAGAAUGUGUCAAAAUCAUAAAGGGACAAGCGGACAUUGAGCCUCCAGGAUUCAGCCCUCUCAGCGAAGCAGAACUGAUGCACGCACGGGAUAAUACUGUGAAUCCGUACAUCACCAAUAUGCAGAAGAACUCUGGUGCCUACGCCAUUCUGCUGGCCUUCUACAUCAGUGGAAAAGACAGCCUCAGCAAGCAAGAGAUAAUUGCUCUUGGACAACAGUUCUGUAGUUCUGAAAUGGAAGCUAACUACUUUGCAGGGCGCUUGUAUGGAGCUUGGAAGUCUAAGGAUACUUUGAUUAGGCAUGGACUCAUUACGCAGCACAAGACAGGAGCAUCCUAUAUCCCCAACAGGGGCUUUAGGUCCAAUGGAAAACACACUUUUAGCAUUAGUGAGGACGGCAAGAGAGCAACACGCCAAAUGCUGCAGAAAUGGCCAGAUAUCGAUGUACAGCCGGGCAGUGCAUCUGACGGCGUUUCUCAAGGCCAUGCUCAAUCCGCAGCCACACCCACAAGGGGUUAUUCUUCCUCGGCUACUCCCAAAAAGAAGAGCGCAAAGAGCGGGGACGACGAGAAAGAGCUCCUACAAUGGAUCCAAUCCGCUACAGAGGGACAACAGAAAAUGUUCAAGGGACUAGGAAAGGAUCGAAGAAUAUGUCUGCACAAGUUAUGCGAUAAGCUGAAGGGUGAUAAUCCUGGAUUGGAACUGGAGCAUCGGUCCAUAGAUGGAGCAGGAACAAGGAGAGAUCUGUACAUUACCUUGAGAAGAAAACCUGCCGGGCUAUCGCUUGGUGGCCAACCCUAUCCAGCCACUCCCCCCACCAAGAAACGGCAACACACACACCCCAGCGGCAGUGGAGGUCACAAAUUGGGAGCGAGUGCCAAGAAACCCAGAUCUUCUGGUACGGCAGCAGCCUCUGCAGCAUUGGCCAGAUUUGAGCAAAACACACCCAAUCAAAGCCCUGAUAAGGGCGCUUCCCUCUCCCCAAUUCCUAGUCACCAAAUUGUGGAACUAAACGACAGUGACGACGAAGAGGAAGACAGAAAACCUGCUGCCAAGCCAAGCACUGCAGUCUCUGCCCCACCUUCCCUCUCCCCGAUUCCUAGUCACCAAAUUGUGGAACUAAAUGACAGUGAGGACGAAGAGGAAGACAGAAAACCUGCAGCCAAGCCAAGCACUGCAGUCUCUGCCCCACCUUCCCUCUCCUCGAUUCCUAGUCACCAAAUGGUGGACUAAACGACAGUGAGGAUGAAGAGGAAGACAGAAAACCUGCAGCCAAGCCAAACACUACAGUCUCCGCCCCACUUUCCCUCUCCCCGAUUCCUAGUCACCAAAUGGUGGGACUAAACGACAGUGAGGAUGAAGAGGAAGACAGAAAACCUGCAGCCAAGCCAAACACUACAGUCUCCGCCCCACUUUCCCUCUCCCCGAUUCCUAGUCACCAAAUGGUGGGACUAAAUGACAGUGAGGAUGAAGAGGAAGACAGAAAACCUGCUGCAACACCAAGCACUGUAGUCUCCGCCCCCUUUCCCUUUCCCCGAUUCCUAGUCACCAAAUGGUGGAACUAAACCACAGUGAGGAUGAAGAGGAAAACAGAAAACCUGCUGCCAAACCA
Seminavis robusta is the source of this 2125-nucleotide messenger RNA. The record is from the annotation of a GenBank genome assembly. Lineage: Eukaryota; Bacillariophyta; Bacillariophyceae; Naviculales; Naviculaceae.